AUGGCCCUCCUCGAGAUGACAACCUACCUCACCAGCCUUAUCCUCACUUUCUUCUGCUCCCUCUUUGCCGCAUGCUACCGCUCUAUCCAGCACUUCGGUUACAUCAUCGUCACCGUCUUCGCGUGGUUCGCAGACAUGGCCCUCGGCAUGCUCAUCAGACUGUUCAUCACCCCAGUUCUCUCGUGGAUGGGUUACGGCCCCAAAGGCUCCAUCGUCGAAUUCCUCGGCCCCGCUUCGUGGCUGCUCUACGGCGACUUGAUCCCCGUGACGGAGUUCAUUGCCCAUCUGCAGCGGAUGGCUACUGCUUGGUACACCGACUGGUGA
Messenger RNA from Colletotrichum spaethianum, 324 nucleotides. RefSeq lists its product as uncharacterized. The record is from RefSeq and is a predicted model, not a curated record. NCBI's taxonomy places the organism in Eukaryota, Fungi, Ascomycota, Sordariomycetes, Glomerellales, Glomerellaceae. The transcript has 2 exons. Bases 1 to 324 code for a protein of 107 amino acids.